GUGAUUCAGCUCAAUGGGGAGGUCUCCUUGCUGUGAGAAAGCUCAUACAAACAAAGGGGCAUGGACCAAGGAGGAAGAUGAUCGCCUCAUCGCUUAUAUCCGGGCACACGGCGAGGGCUGCUGGAGGUCUCUCCCCAAGGCCGCAGGCCUUCUCCGAUGUGGGAAAAGUUGCCGCCUCCGAUGGAUAAACUACCUGAGGCCUGACCUCAAGCGGGGAAACUUCACCGAGGAAGAAGAUGAACUCAUCAUCAAACUGCAUAGUCUCCUUGGCAACAAAUGGUCUCUUAUAGCUGGGAGAUUACCAGGAAGAACAGAUAAUGAAAUAAAGAAUUACUGGAACACCCACAUACGGAGAAAGCUUCUGAACCGAGGCAUCGAUCCGUCUACUCAUCGCCCCAUCAACGAGCCCUCACCGGACGUUACAACCAUAUCUUUCGCAGCCGCAGUUAAGGAAGAGGAGAAGAUCAAUAUCAGCAGUACUGGUGGAUUUGGGUGCAAAACUGAGAAAAACCCAGUUACGGAAAAGUGUCCAGACCUCAACCUUGAGCUCAGAAUCAGCCCACCAUACCAACCCCAAGCUGAGACGCCAUUGAAGACUGGUGGGAGGAGUAGCAGCACUACUCUUUGCUUUGCAUGCAGUUUGGGAAUACCAAAUAGUGAGGAGUGCAGUUGCAGUAUUGGUACUAGUAGUGGAAGCAGCAGCUCUGGGUAUGACUUCUUAGGGUUGACAUCUGGGGUUUUGGAUUACAGAGGUUUGGAGAUGAAAUAAGAAAGAGGAAAAUGGAAGUGG
Messenger RNA from Vitis vinifera (wine grape), 790 nucleotides. It is a transcript of the gene MYB4A, whose product is annotated as flavonoid-related R2R3 MYB 4a repressor transcription factor. The record is from RefSeq and is marked provisional. Lineage: Eukaryota; Viridiplantae; Streptophyta; Magnoliopsida; Vitales; Vitaceae.